Molecule: messenger RNA, 1743 nt
Organism: Sardina pilchardus (European sardine)
Lineage: Eukaryota; Metazoa; Chordata; Actinopteri; Clupeiformes; Clupeidae
Product: NTPase KAP family P-loop domain-containing protein 1-like
Exons: 2
Coding region: 1-1743 (580 amino acids)
Source: RefSeq, a predicted model, not a curated record
AUGACAACAAAAGAUGAAAUGGAGCAAGAGACCACAAGAACAGAUGGGACAAAUCAUGAUGCCAAUGCCUCGCCUCGUCCUGUCCCGCCUUCUCUUUCCAGUACCCUGGCUCUCAUCUGGCGGCUGCUCUUCUUUCAACCCGUGUGGACAAAGGAAAACCAAAAACAGAAGAACGUCCGCUUUGUGUUCGUGAGGUUCAGCGCCUGGCACUUUGCCGGCAGUGACCUGCUCUGGGCGGGGCUGGUGAUGCGUCUGUGCGUGACGCUGCAACACAAGUUCGGCCGACUCCAGCUGGGCCUCUACCGCAUGUGUCAGCACGACGAGGAGGCAGCCGAACACAAGAAAGAGGUCACGGACGGAAAAGCCAACUGGAGCUCCAAGAAGAUCUGCUGCAUCCCUCUGCUGCUUCUCGUUGCCCUCGUCAUCACUGGAGCAAUGGUCAUCUUGGCUCUGCUCAUCACGUUCGGCUUCCCUGAACCAGAGGUUGAGGAAGAUGGGCAACCAGAAGCUGAAGAGAACGCAGGGUUUGGAGUGUUAGAAGGGUUUGCCAUUGCUGCCCUUGGGGUGCCGGCGGCCGGUGCGGUUCGAUUCAGCUUCAUGUUGGGGAAAAACCUGAUGGUCCACCAAGACUUCAACAUCCGACGUAAGAUGGACAACAAGAAGGUGAGCGGAAAACUGGGAUUCAUGAAUGUCGUGCGGAAGGAGAUGAAGCUGCUGUCUUGCUUCAUCCAUUUCAUGGAGGUCUUUGAGAGGAGGAAGAUUCGAGUCGUGCUGGAAAUCACCAACCUCGACCGCUGCACACCGGAGAAAAUCGUUGGCGUCCUGGAGGCCAUCAACAUCUUGCUGUCUGACGAAGAGAGUCCCUUCAUCUCUCUUCUGGCAGUGGAUCCUGAAGUUAUUGUGGAACAGGUAAACAACACUGACUGCCAAAAAGACCAAGCUUUCGGUUUCCUGGAUCGCAUCAUCACACUUCCAUUUACAGUGCCUCCGCUCUGCGACGCAUCUAAGUGGACUGUGUUCAAGAACAUUGCGUGUCGAUGCUCAGAAAUUCCAAUCGUAUCUCCUCCAAAAGAUGAUGAGAAACUCUGUGAGAGAUCUGAGAGUGGUGAGGGCAUGCAAUUACUUCCUCAAACCAACCAAACUGAAGAUCUGGAGGUGGAGGUGAAGGUGACGGGUACAGAUGACGAUGACGAUGACGAUGACGUUGACGUUUUCCAGACUAAAUUGCAUGAGUACCUCUCUGGUGAUACCAUGUCCAUGAGAAGAAUCAUCAACUCCUUCCGGGUGACUACCAUUAUUAUGGAGGAGCUCCCCAACUUCCAGUGUCUACCAGCAGAGAAGGUACAUGUAGCAGCCUGGGUGGUGUUGGCUGACCGCUGGCCCUGUCGCCUGAGCUGGAUUCUCCAGUGCAUUGAGGACAAAGAACAGAGAACAGAGAUUGACCAAGGAGAGGGCAUGGACAGCUCCAUGACGCUCUGGCAAGUCUUCAGUAAGCAUAGAACUGAGCUGAAGCUCAUGAAGGAAGCGGUGGAGGAUCUUCUAGAAAGAGAUGCUGACCCGGAGCUUUUCGAGAAGUUCCUGAAGGUGGACUUCCCUUUCACUGUGAGUGAGGCGGAGAGGUUUGACCAAAGCACCGUCAAUCUGGACGUUUCAAUCAAGAGGAAACUCGCCAGGGUUAGAGGGAGCAACAGAAGUCACGAGGAGAGCAAACCAGCUCCAACACAGUCUGGCAAGGCUAUCUGA